Molecule: messenger RNA, 3065 nt
Organism: Athene cunicularia (burrowing owl)
Lineage: Eukaryota; Metazoa; Chordata; Aves; Strigiformes; Strigidae
Gene: PGM5
Product: phosphoglucomutase 5
Exons: 13
Coding region: 1-1671 (556 amino acids)
Biological process (GO): striated muscle tissue development; carbohydrate metabolic process; myofibril assembly
Cellular component (GO): cell-substrate junction; adherens junction; sarcolemma
Molecular function (GO): phosphoglucomutase activity
Source: RefSeq, a predicted model, not a curated record
AUGACUCCUGUUGAUAUUCAUACUGAGCUUCCAGAAAAAAUGGGAAAGCUGGUUCGUGCAAAGUCUGUUGAACAGGAAGAGGCGACAAUCCAUAGGCUUCAAAAUGAUCUGCAAGAAGUGAAAAGAGAUCCAGUUAAAGCCUCAACCCUGCAAACUUCAUCUGUGCAGUCAGCCCUGAACUGUAUUGAUAUUGAGGGGAUUUGCUGGUUUGUGGGGAUACCUGAAAAGAUCGGCAGAUUGGUUAUUGGACAGAAUGGUAUCUUAUCCACACCUGCUGUUUCAUGUAUCAUCCGAAAGAUCAAAGCAGCUGGUGGAAUUAUUCUAACAGCUAGCCACAGUCCUGGGGGACCUGGAGGAGAGUUUGGAGUCAAGUUUGAGGUUGCCAAUGGAGGACCUGCUCCAGAUAUAGUUUCAGAUAAAAUCUAUCAAAUCAGCAAAACUUUGGAGGAAUAUGCCAUUUGUCCUGAUCUCAGAGUUGAUUUAUCACGCCUAGGAAGACAAGAAUUUGAUCUGGAGAACAAAUUCAAACCUUUCCGAGUGGAAAUUGUAGAUUCUGUGGAUAUUUACCUGAAUCUCCUUCGAAGUAUCUUUGACUUCAAUGCGAUCAGAAAUUUGCUGACAGGACCCAACCAGAUUAAAAUAAGGAUUGACGCCAUGAAUGGAGUUAUGGGACCUUAUGUGAGAAGAAUCCUGUGUGAUGAAUUGGGAGCUCCUGCAAAUUCUGCCAUAAACUGUAUUCCUCUUGAGGAUUUUGGUGGACAGCCUCCUGAUCCCAAUUUAACAUAUGCAACUGCCUUGCUGGAGGCUAUGAGAGGUGGCGAGUAUGGAUUUGGGGCUGCUUUUGAUGCUGAUGGAGACCGCUACAUGAUCCUUGGCCAAAAUGGUUUCUUUGUUAACGCGUCGGAUUCGUUGGCUAUAAUUGCUGCCAAUUUGUCUUGCAUUCCAUACUUCUGUCAGAUGGGUGUCCGAGGAUUUGGCAGGAGCAUGCCUACCAGCACAGCCCUGGACAAAGUGGCAAAAGCAAUGAAGGUGCCUGUGUAUGAGACACCAGCAGGAUGGAGGUAUUUUUCCAAUCUCAUGGACUCUGGACGUUGCUCGCUUUGUGGAGAGGAAAGCUUUGGCACUGGGUCUGAUCACCUUCGAGAGAAAGAUGGACUAUGGGCUGUAUUAGUUUGGCUUUCCAUCCUAGGGGCUCGAAAGCAGAGCGUGGAAGAGAUUGUCCGGGAUCACUGGGCAAAAUUUGGCCGGCACUACUACUGCAGGUUUGAUUAUGAAGCACUGGAACCCAGAACAGCAUAUUUCAUAAUGAGAGACCUGGAAGCUUUGAUCACUGACAAAUCAUUCAGCCAUCAGCAGUUUGCUGUGGGUAACAGUAUCUACAGUGUGGAAAGAACAGACAGCUUUGAGUACAUAGAUCCUGUGGAUGGCACUGUGACCAAAAGACAGGGGCUGCGGAUUAUUUUUUCAGAUGCCUCCAGGCUUAUCUUCAGAAUGAGCGCUUCUAGCCAUGUGAGAGCUACCCUCCGAAUCUAUGCAGAGAGUUAUGAAAAGGAUCCUAGCCAACACAAUAAGGAACCACAGGCUGUGCUGAGUCCUCUUAUAGCAAUCGCACUGAAAAUAUCUCAGAUUCAUGAGAGGACAGGGCGAAAGGGACCCACUGUCAUCACCUGAAGCCAUGGAAGAUUGUUAAACCAGGGCCAAAAAAGGAACAGCAAGGAAGAGACAGUACCUUGCUGAAACACGUUAGCCAUUUGUGCCUUGUAUGAUUUAAAAUGUUUUCUGGGGGAUAGAGCUAGGGUGGGAAUAAAAAUUCGAUAUAAUAUUGAGCAUAUUCGUUUGCAUUGCUCUCCAGAUACAGUAGUGUAUUGACUUGUUUUACCUGCAAUAUCUUAAUUUCAAAUAACAUUAUAACCAAAGAAAGAGGCCUUAAACUUCAAAUGUUGUCAGCAAUCUGACAGAAAAGGAAAACUGCUUGGUUUUGAAUGCUGUGAUAAAGGUUGGGGAAAUUCCAGUUAGGGAGAGAGGGGGAAGAGUUGCAAAGCAAAGACAUGCUGGUGAAUAUUUUUUGGGAUCUUUGUCACCUUCUUGUUGGUUUAUGAAGAGACAUACAGAGCAUGUCUGAGGCACAGGGACUGUAUACUAAGCUUUGCAAGGGGUGUAUUUUCUCACCUGGUGCCACUCCUCCUCUCCUGCCUCCCAUUGCUCACAGAUGCACGCUGGCAGCAGUGUUGUAUACACACUUGCACAUGCUCCCAAAGAAGGGGUCAUCCCAUAUUGGUUUUACCCCUGCUUUUAAAGCAUAUCAAUGUGACUUGUGCCUUUAGAUUUUCCUGAUUUUUUUGACUCUUUUUUUUUUUUUUUCCCUCCAAAGGGAAGCAUUUGUGCUGUAGAAGCUGAUUGUGUCCUUCCAGCAAUAUGUCGGGUGUGGAAUCCUGCUGUCUUUUGCAGUAUUCCUCAUUACUGUCUUUGAAAGCUAAUCACUGCAAGUUCAGCAAUUUUUCAUGAAGGAGUUACUAUGGAAGUUUUUAAAUCUUUAGAAUACUCAUGCUCCACUUACCACUUGUAAUUGAAGCAGUGAUCAGGAAAUGAAACGCUAAUGAAUUAAAUAGAAAUACUUGUCUGAUUCACCAGCUGGACACAAUUUCUAUUAGAUUCUUUGUAACAGUGGAUCAUGAAUAAAAUAUCAGGGAGUGCAAAGGGAGAAGAGACAUCCUGGCAUUAAUCUGAGAAGGAUACUGGGGAUAUGGACAUCAGCAUUUUUCUGCUCAUGAAAUGAUACUGCAGUUCUAGCUACAAUACUGUGCCCUGAAGAAAAACACAAACACUAUAUGCAUGUGACUUCUUAGAAAGCUUUGUUUCCUUGGGAACAGUGUGGUCACGUGUAUCACUUGUCAAGGUGGAUUUGUGAAACUUGCUUCUUUGCAGUGUGUUUCAAUUCAUUGUGAUUGUCAAAUUUUAGUGCAAUUUAUAUAAUAUUGCAGUAAAAGAAAUUGUUUUGAUUUCUUUCAACACUUCUGUCAAAAAAUUGUUAUGGCACUAAGUACACAAUAAAGAAUAAUGCUGUA